Messenger RNA from Tilletiopsis washingtonensis, 1244 nucleotides. RefSeq lists its product as hypothetical. Lineage: Eukaryota; Fungi; Basidiomycota; Exobasidiomycetes; Entylomatales. The record is from RefSeq and is a predicted model, not a curated record. The transcript has a single exon. Bases 178 to 909 code for a protein of 243 amino acids.
CUUCGCGCGACGGCCGUCGCUGCAGCUCUUCGCGCGACAGCCAUCGCUCCAACGCUCGCACGACGGCAGUCGCUUCAACGCUCGCGCGACGGUCCGCUUGCGCGACUGCGUUCUCGCGCUGUUUCCAGCGGCCCGUCGACCGGCGCCGCAGCAGAGCGGCCCCUAUUGGUGCUCAGCAUGCCGGUCAAGCUGCGCCGCGAUGCGCUCCGCCUCUCGAUGCGCCUCGCUCGGUACCUGGCCUACGCACGCCCAACGCCGCCGCUUCGGCUGCCGCUCGGCUCGCCGACUAUGGAUGCGCUGCGACCAGCAAGACUCCAUCUCGCCGACAGGCUUUGCAACUGCGGGGCGCCUGCAAGUGGGCGCUGCGAAUCGCGCACCGCUGACUUGAAGGGCAGCCGUGCCGCGACCAGCAGGCGCGGCAUCGUGCUGCACGGGCGUUCGCACGACGUGUGCACCGAAGCGCUCGCAGUCGUCGGCAUGCGCGUCCUUUGCUGCAAGGCCGUGCCAGCUACGAGGACGAUCGAGGGGCCUAUCAUUUCACGCGCUCGUGUGCAUGGUGUGGAGCACGUAUCCUCGAAGGCCCUCGCUCACUGCCCAUCGAGGUUAGCCUCCGUUGCGGCGACAGCUGCGACAGCCUCACCGGCGGAGCAGCAGCCGCAGCGACGUGGCCAUGGCAGACGUCAACACGUCGCCCAGCAACGGCAAACAGCAGUGCGUGUGCACGCCAAGCGUCCUCGCCUGGCCGGCUUGGUGAGGGCGAGGCGUGCGCUGCGAGGCGCUGCUGAGCUACGGCGCCGUAUCAAAGAUGCCGGAGCGAGGGUGCGACGCUGUGCGCCCCCGCUGCGGCCUUCUCUGCCUGUGCUGCUGCGGCCUGCUCAGCUGCUACGGCUGCGGCACAGAGCUUUCUGACUGCGACGCUCGCUGCGAGAGCUUGGCUGGCAGCUGUCUGCCCAGUCAGACGACGCGCAGCACGCACUACGCUGCGCAGACGGCUCGCCCGUGGCUGCCGCAGCGCGGCGCGACGUGCCGCCGCUGUGCGCCGCCGCUGAGUGCUGUCGCUGCGCUGCUGCUGCGUCCGCUGCGAGGCUGGUGCUCGUGGUGCGGACGCAUAGGUACGCUGGGAGGGUGAGCCACGGCCUCGACGCACGUGCCAUCCGAUCGCUCGGUGCCGCCGCGGAUGUCGUGCGACGCCUCCACAUCGCACGCCGGCCACAGCAGCCGCCACGCCGCGAUGCCGCCGCGGC